AUGGUGCGGAAUGCUGACAGAGGCUCAUUUGAGACCAGCCCAGAAACUCAGGGGCCCCUCUUCCCUCCCCAUGCGCCCGCUUUUUUGAGGGGCCCCAGCGCUGUCAAGCCUCUUCAGGACCCUGUCAACAAUAGUUCCUCUUCCGAGGCACACGGAGCCUUGGAUCCUUCUGAAGGCUUGAGUGCUCCUUUCGAAGCAGCCAGGUGCGAUGUUCCCAUGGGCAGCCCAGACUUCAAGGGCCGCUGUACAUCCCGGCCAACUGAGGAGCCGCCCCGGAAUUUCCUCAAGUUGCCAGAGGCGGCGCCAUGCGCAGAAUAUAUCAGUCCGGCGUACCACCACUCUUCCGGGGCUUCAAUUGAGUGCAGCUGGGAAAAGCUGCUGAAACCCGCAGUGCGCCCGCUGGCUAAUGAGCGGCGUGGAGAGUCUUGGGCGCCUGAGGGAAACAGAACUUCCCUUCCCUGCUCUGUGGCAUUGUCUCGCUGGUCUUCGACUGCGGAAGCUGCAACAUGCAGAGAAGUAGAAUUGAAAAUUCUGAAACCCUCUUCCCCGGCUGUGUCCGCGGAAAACUCUCCUGGACUAGACGCUGCUUCGGGGCCCCCUGUUCUUUCGUUUGCCUCCAUCCACGAGAAGUCCUCCCCAGGAAAACUUUUGACUGGCGGAGAAUGCGAGUCUGGCGCCCGCGCAGAUAGUCGCUUCUGCGCAGAUGGCGAAAGAGAACUUCUGGACAACACAGGAAGUUCGGGGGCACUCAUUGGGGGACCUAGUCGCCCCUGUUUGGUACUUCUUGAUCUGGACAACACACUGAUACCGACGGGAUGGAUAAUGGCGUGCUGGCGGAAGAUGCAACUAUACUUCGGUCUGCAGCAGGCGGUUGCAUGCAUAAGGAAGGGGCUUGAGCAAUCAAAGCUGGUUGAAGCUCUCAAAGCUCUCUUUGACGAUCUCAGAAAACUGAGGGGAAAAAGACACACACAAAUCGUUAUUGUGACCAAUGCGGGGCUGAGGACCGUCCAGGAAUUCUACCUGCGCAUGUGCCUCCCGGAACUGAGGGAACUCUGUGAGAGAGAGAAAGUGUACAUCCACUCUACAGAGCACUUCGCGAGAAGGGUGGGACCCAUUCCUCCCAUGACGGAAGAGGAGGCUUUCUGCGAGUUUUAUACUGCCCUUAAGUACCACGAGUUCGAUUUCGUAGUACAGAGAUACUUGAACGCGCUCCUGUGCCAAACUCACAUUCCCGUGCAGGGGGCCUCAUUGAAAGAUGAGGAGUCUCCCCUAGAACUUUAUUCUAACCCCGUCGAACCUUCGUGCCCAGUAGAGGGGGACCCUUCUCCUCCCAGGCGAUCUGCGCCUCCCUUCUGCAAGAGGGCCAGGACUUCAGCACAGCUCGAAUCGUCAGUAGCAGCAGAAAGCAGAAGCGGCGGCAGAGGGCCUCUUUCUGGGUGCUGUGGCUGGUGCAACACUGGGAGAAGAGAAAUACUGAGCUCUGUAAGUGAACGCGCCGCCCAGGGGAGCCAAAUAGGUGAACCCCGCGAUCUUUCUCCCUGCAAGGCCGAGUUGGCAAAGAACUCUUCUCGGCCGUCGCCGCUGCAGCAACCUGCAGCUUCCUCUUGCUGCGGUGGCUCUUCCAGAAGCGCACCAGCAGCAGCCAUAGCACCGGCCUCCGCAGCAGAAGCACCGGCAGGUGGCGAAGAGGGCGAGCCCGUUGAGGGUCCGGCGAGUACCCCCUUGAGUUUGCGUGACCAGCUCCAGGCUGCUGCUGUUGCCUACUUGCAGCCUGGGGUGGGGAGGGGCGAAAGAAGUCAAGGACCUUCACCCAGCGAGAGUCCCAGAGGCUUUGACCCCUUUCCUGCGGACUGGAGAUGUGACUUAAUCAGUGCAGGAGACCAGGUUUGCGAAAUCCACGCUGCCUGUCGAGUGGCCAGACACUUUGCUGGACACGUCAAGUUUGCCAAACUUUUGUUUCUGAGGGACCCCCAAGACCCGAGAUUUCUGUCUCAAACGCCCACAAGGUUCAUUGCACAACUAAACGAACUGCAUGCGUCUUUGAUGCACGUAAUAUCGUGCGACGAGGAGACUCUGGACGCGCAGGGGCAUCCCCAAUGGGUUCGCCGUGGCUCAUUUUCGCAAGUCACAAUUAUCGCCCCUGAGAGGUUAGAAGCUCCUCCCCGCCAUUGCUCUGCUGCGCGGGUACGACAUGCAUUUGAGUUUCUACGCAAGAGACGCACCAAGAGCAACAAGGCGGCUUCGAGCGGCCCAGUGAGGCUUCGGCAAGACCUAUCGCCAAGACAGACUGCGGUAGAAGCCGAACGUGGGAGCCAGGCAUUGUCCAGUCUCCCUAGCUCGAAGAGCCACAGCCUAUCAUGUCCGAUAGAGUGGGAGAGGAACGCCGUAGCCAAUCCUCCAAGUCCGUCCCCUGCAUUGUGCCCCUUUCAUGGCGCUGAGGGACGGCAAGACCUGUUUCUGCAGCCACGAAGAGAAGGGCUUUCUAAGGGCGCCUCUCAGUCACCGUGCGGGUGA
Messenger RNA from Eimeria necatrix, 2514 nucleotides. RefSeq lists its product as hypothetical. NCBI's taxonomy places the organism in Eukaryota, Apicomplexa, Conoidasida, Eucoccidiorida, Eimeriidae. The record is from RefSeq and is a predicted model, not a curated record. Bases 1 to 2514 code for a protein of 837 amino acids. The transcript is spliced from 3 exons.